Lethenteron reissneri (Far Eastern brook lamprey) is the source of this 880-nucleotide messenger RNA. RefSeq names its product tumor necrosis factor receptor superfamily member 26-like. Lineage: Eukaryota; Metazoa; Chordata; Hyperoartia; Petromyzontiformes; Petromyzontidae. Gene Ontology annotation, biological process: inflammatory response. The record is from RefSeq and is a predicted model, not a curated record. Gene Ontology annotation, molecular function: tumor necrosis factor receptor activity; tumor necrosis factor binding. Gene Ontology annotation, cellular component: membrane raft; signaling receptor complex.
CAGGCGCUUGUGUAGAACACUGCAGGAGCUGGCGCUGUGAAGAAACAACCACAACAACAACCACAACCACCACAACAACAACCACAACAACCACCACAACAACAACCACAACAACAACCACAACAACCACCACAACAACAACCACAACAACAACAACCACCACAACAACAACCACAACCACCACAACAACAACAACAACCACAACAACAACAACAACCGCAACAACAAGCACAACAACAACCACAACAACCACAACCGCAACAACAACCACCACAACAACAACCACAACAACAACAACAACCACCGCAACAACAACCACAACAACCACAACAACCAGGCUUGGGCGAGUGAAUUAAACGUCGCGAGUUCGGCUAUUUGGGUUCCAAAUGUGAACUGGGCCAGAGCUGGACUUGGUGGUAGUCCGAGGGAGUUCGUGGUGAGGAGAAGGGGCAGCGUCAUGAUCCCCCCAUGGAUGAGCAUUCUGGUGCGGGGCGUAAUACUCCUCGUGGUGGGUUAUGCACUGCAGGAGCUGUCAGCCACCACAGAGUGUGGACAUGGAUUCUACAAAUCACCACAAGGAAAAUGCUGCGAGCUGUGCCGUGCAGGGAUGUACAAAGCGAUGGACUGCAUAGCUGAUGGAAUGAGCGCCUUGUGUGAGCAGUGCCCUAGAGGCAGAUUCAUGGACAGAGACAGCCAGGAGGAGGAGUGCACGCAAUGCAGCAUCUGUGGACCAGGCGAGGAGGUGGCUGUGAACUGCUCCGUGGCCCAGGACACGGUGUGUCGGUGCAUGGAGGGCCUCCAAAGAGACGGCAACUCGGGAAUUUGCCUGCCAGAGGAGUCACACCCAGGUAGUAGUAGGAUUACAAAGACGCUCAAGUGA